AUAUAUAGACAUAAAAGAACCUCAUCUUCAGACUUGAAUCAUCCUUCCACUCCACAGCACAGGAAGGAAGGAUGGCUUAUGUAUUUGCUAAUUGCAGUUUCUCGAUUUCCUAUUUUGGUUUACCUCUCUUGCAACCGGGAGUGAGAGAUUCAAACCGAGGAACACUCACUCCCCUAUGCUUAAAUGGUAGGACGGGAUUUAGUCGCAGCUUCUCCAGCAUCCCUAGAACAAGAACAAGAACAAGAACAAGAACUAGAACUAGAACUAGAACUAGAAGUACUACUUCUUCAAACUCUAGUGGCACUCCGGAUGACCCCUCUGAGUCUGAUCAGACUAAGAAGACACCAUUUGGAUAUACAAGGAAAGAUGUCAUAUUAAUUGGACUUGGAGUUACUUUCCUUGGCAUUGGCUUAAAAACUGGAUUAGAGUAUGUUGGAGUUGAUCCACUACAAGCAGGAAAUGUAGUUCAGCUGGUGCUGGUUUUGGGCCUCACAGUUGGAUGGAUCUCAACAUAUAUCUUUAGAGUUUCAAACAAGGAAAUGACAUAUGCACAACAACUGCGUGACUACGAAAGCAAAGUGAUGGAGAAACGUUUAGAGUCCCUAACAGAAGCAGAACUACAAGCACUGCUUCAAGAAGUGGAGGAAGAGAAGAGUCGCUAGCUAAUGGUGCUGUUAAUUGGAGCAACUUGUUUGUAUAUAUACACUGAAGUUUUACUGCAGUAAUUUAAACAGAAAUUUCAAUCUAUAUGGAACUAGUUAAGGAAGGUUUUAGCUUUGUUUUCUUCAUUUCACUCACAGUCACAGACAAAAGGGUGAGACUUCAAAUCUUUAGCGUUCGCAAAAAAAUCCAGAUGGAACACAACUCUGUAAGGUAAGAUGAUAAUGCUUAUAUAUUCACGUAAUUUAGCGACUUUUACUUAGUGUCA
This is a messenger RNA of Lotus japonicus, 928 nucleotides long. RefSeq lists its product as uncharacterized. The record is from RefSeq and is a predicted model, not a curated record. Lineage: Eukaryota; Viridiplantae; Streptophyta; Magnoliopsida; Fabales; Fabaceae. The transcript is spliced from 5 exons. Bases 72 to 662 code for a protein of 196 amino acids.